Molecule: messenger RNA, 693 nt
Organism: Rhizoctonia solani
Lineage: Eukaryota; Fungi; Basidiomycota; Agaricomycetes; Cantharellales; Ceratobasidiaceae
Product: 3-oxo-5-alpha-steroid 4-dehydrogenase
Exons: 3
Coding region: 1-693 (230 amino acids)
Biological process (GO): lipid metabolic process
Molecular function (GO): oxidoreductase activity, acting on the CH-CH group of donors
Source: RefSeq, a predicted model, not a curated record
AUGGUCGCUUUUCCUGAUAGUUCUUCCUCAAAGGGUUGGAUAACUCGAGCAUGGAAUGCAUUGUCAUUGGACGGAACCUUUUCGUGGAUUAUUAUGGAGCUACCCUCUCCUAUCACACUAUUAUAUGCCUUCUCACAACAAACAAAGUUAUCUGAUCUUUUACCACUAUCCCUCACUCCUCAUUCCGUUUUGCCGCUUCUCUUCGUUGGACAUUACCUCAACCGUGCCAUCAUUUCGCCACUUCGGACCCCAUCCCGAUCAAGAUCCCACCUUGUUGUAGUACUUGCUGCUAUCGUAUUCAACACCAUAAACGGAAGCGUCAAUGGCACAUGGCUCGGUGUUGGAGCGCGUACUGGUUCGCUUGGCUGGGCUGAUGUUCCCACCAGCUAUUGGGUUGGAGUUGCUAUGUUUGGGCUAGGCCUCUGGGGAAACAUUUGGCACGACGAAGUGCUUUUGAAAAUAAGAAAGGAUAAGGACGGCUUUGCUCUGGCAUCUGGGUCUAUUACGACACGUCUGCAAGAGAGCCUUACGCUGGGCCGUUACGGUGGGGUCUAUAUUACGCCCACCCUAUUGUUCGUUCUAGUGGAGGUUGCUUUGAUGCUUCCAAGAGCACAACGGGGACAUGAGUGGUACCACGAAAAGUUUGACGAUUAUCCCAAGGAACGGAAAGCCGUCAUUCCGUUUUUGCUGUAA